AUGGAUAUAAACGCCUCUGGCCGGGGCAAUGUGGUUGCCCUGGAAGGCCCGGCUCAUAUUGUGUCGACACAGUUACGCCUCCUGCCGAGUUCUCCGGACAUUCUGACUCUCCCCGACAUACAGUACUAUCUACAAAACAAUGGAUACUCCAAAUUUCAAGACGCCCCCGGUUUCAUCCGCUCGGUGCAUGAGGCAGCAAAGUCACGAGAAGGAGAUGCCCUCCAUUUCAUCGAGCAGGCGGCGACCAAGGAAAAGAGACUUGUGUUUCUCAGUGGCGGUACGGCUAGUGCAUAUGCGCUCUGUAUAGCUACGAUUAGCCAAUAUGUGACCGACGGAGAUGUACAUCAGGCGGAAUUAAAAUUCAAAGAGUCGAUUCAAGAUGGGCUCAAAGGCCUCCCGGUGGCCAAGGCCAGGGCGGCAAGGGAAGACAAGGAACAGUCUCAGCUCGUCGCAAGGCGCAGCGAGAGCCAGGCCAGACCUAUGGAGGAUCCUGGAUCAAGAGCUAUGCGAGCAGCAGAGGCACUUGAUCGAGAGACUGCGGCUCUUCAAGAAGACGACACUCUUGAUCUCGGUUUCAAGCCUCGGCCUCGCAGCAUGAGUCUACCACUCUAUGGCUUUUCAGACGAUCCCGCAGACACGACCCCGUACUUGAUUCUUGGUGCCGUCCCAGCAACAACGAUGUCCAAGGAAAUACCAGGAGACCCGGUCACUACCCCAACCACCACUUAUGCAGAGGUUUCAACAAGUAGGAUCCAGGAUCGUGAAGUCAACGGCCCCGGAAGCCCUCCACCAACCCAGCGAGCUCGUUCCCCGACCUGCUCAGGAGAACCCGACGAGCCAGCGGUCUUUAAGGCAAAGAAAGGUCUCGCAUUCAGGAAUGCGGUACUUGUAGAUACUAGCUCUGAUUUGAGACCAUCGUCAAUAGCCAGUCCGGGCCUGCAGCGCACGCGGUCCCUUGGCCGUUUUCACGCGACCUACCGGACCAAGGUACACGACCGACGAUCUGUAUUGGAGCUUUCAUGUACUCCAUCAGUCGAAUCAGCAGGCCUUCCCUCAAUAUUUGAUGCCUCUCAGCUAGAAGGACCUUCUGAAACGAUCAAUGAGAAGGCAAUUGGAUCGCCUUUAGCCCCCUUUGGUCUUGGCGCGCCACACAAAGCAUCGGUCAGAAGGCUACCUCCUAGACUGAGGAUCCCAUCGCCUCCGGCCAAAAAGACGAUAUACGUCGACAAAGCGACCGAUACAGUUGAUCCUUUGGAGUCAAACCAGGAAAAUGAGCCAACAACGCGGCCGGAAUCCUGCUCUUUUCAACCCGUCCUACCUUUCAUCGAAGACCUUGUGGUUCAACUCCGAGACAAUGAAGACCGCAGUUCCUUGCUUGUAUCAGCCAUACAGAGUCUCAAGGAUGCGCAGUAUCCUGUAUUGCAGGCUUCGUUAAAGAAACCGACGCCUGAUGCGGCAGAGAAGCCUCUGGCAUUCCCAGCGACCCCGACCUCGCCUCAAGGGCCUAUGUUUAUCACACCUCAGCCUGCCCACAUGGACACUCCGCCCUGGACCAGGAAUGAGGAAUACGACCCCUUUGCACCUCAGACGUAUCUUGAAAAUAUGCAGUGCAGGCGUCCGUCAGAUCCUCGGGGGACGCCAUAUCAGGGUAGCUCUGCCAUCAACCCUCCGACACCGAUGAGCACACCGCCACCAGCAAAGCCAGAGAUUGGUCACAAGUUCUUGAAUAUUCAAGUCUCUUCUGACCAAACUGCACUCUCCAUUCAAAACGCCCUUCGGAGUGUUCUAGAGAGCUAUUUCCCGGUGGAAGGUGAGGUGUGCUCCCCGUUCCUAUUCCACAUUCUCCCGAAGAUGGCACGCUUGUGGGGACCACUGUUUGAGAAGGCAGGCAAGGGCUCAGAAAGGCGCAACGUCGAUUUGAUACUGGCCAUUGGGUCGCAGGAAGGCGUCGAGAAGGAGUACAACUCGACUAUAUCCAGUCAAAUCGAGAAGAUGGGAAGCAAGUCAACAGGGGAGACUCGGAGCGGCCGAGUUGACAUCCGAUAUCUCAUCGUCAAUGCUCUCCAAUCGGCUGCUGCCCGUUCUUUGCAUAAACAAGCGAGAGAUCACUCCGCCCUUUCUGCCUCGGAGCUUGCGGCGCUCCUCAUUUCGCAGCUUGAUAUCUACCUCCGCACCCAUGCUUCUGUCAGAUUUCUCCUCCUCGAGUACCCUCACGACCAACUCGGAACCAUGUUGGCUCUGCGAGACUUCGUUGGCCCCGACGUGAUGAAGAUAGCGGGCAUCAUUCAGAGCUCGGACUCUCCAAUCACCAACCGCACUCAUCGCUACAGCCCUCCGGGAUCACCCCUUGCUCCGGCCUCGUGCCAUCCACAAUCACGGACCAGUGCGCCAUUCUCCAAGGCCGACUUCCUCCUCGCGUCCUCGGCCACCGACUCGGAGAUCGCCAACUUCAUGUCGGCCAUCUGGAAGACCCUGAUGGACACCUCGCCCUUCUACAACCCAGAACCGCCGCCCAUUUCGCCUGCAGCAGCGUCAACCCGUAGGCUCAGGCCCAGGAAGGACCUGUCCAUCCGGACGUCGCCGCCGCCGCUCCCGUCGCCGACGUACAGCACCAUGCCCACCCCGCGCAGCGUCUCGGCUGCCGCCAGGGGCCGGCCGCGACCCACGUCCAUCGUCUUCCGGUCGCCCAGCUCGCCGCCCCAGUCCCCGCUCCCCGACACCCCGUCGUCGCACUACCGCGGCCGGCGCCGGGACUCGCCCGCCCCCUCGGCGCGGUCCAAGGGCUCGACGGCCGCCGACACCGUCCGGACCGCCUCCGGCACCGUCCGCUCGGCGCGGGCGUACCGCUUCUUUGGCGGCGGAGAGCAGCAGCAGCCGCCGCCGCCGCGAAUAGACCUCGCCUCUGCAUGGAGCGAGGACAGCGACUCGUCCGACUUUGACCUCGAGCAGGAGCGGCGCCUGAUGCCGCUGUUCGCGAGGACCGUGGCCGCCGCCGCAGGAGGCACCGUGCGGCCGCCUUCGCGCAAGACCAACAGCCGCAAGGCGCUCAAGUGGCUGGGUCUUGCGUGA
Thyridium curvatum is the source of this 3069-nucleotide messenger RNA. RefSeq lists its product as uncharacterized. Bases 1 to 3069 code for a protein of 1022 amino acids. The record is from RefSeq and is a predicted model, not a curated record. The transcript has 2 exons. NCBI's taxonomy places the organism in Eukaryota, Fungi, Ascomycota, Sordariomycetes, Thyridiales, Thyridiaceae.